Molecule: messenger RNA, 2667 nt
Organism: Liolophura sinensis
Lineage: Eukaryota; Metazoa; Mollusca; Polyplacophora; Chitonida; Chitonidae
Exons: 18
Coding region: 1-2667 (888 amino acids)
Source: RefSeq, a predicted model, not a curated record
AUGACACAACAGCGCCUCACACCAGCACCACACAACAGCGCCUCACACCAGCACCACACACCAGCGCCUCACACCAGCGCCACACACCAGGGCCUCACACCAGCGCCUCACACCAGCCACACACACCAGCCACACACACCAGCCACACACACCAGCGUGACACAACAGCGCCUCACACCAACGCCUCACACCAGCGCCACACACCAGCGCCACACACCAGCGCCUCACACUAGCGCCACACACCAGCGCCACACACAAGAAAAUUUAGAAGGCCAGAAACAUGAAGAGUUAUCACGACAGACUACUAAACUAGCUGAAGAAGCACAGGUUAAACUGGCUGCCCAGGCUGAGGAAAGGGCCCAGAAUAUCACACCAGCUGAUCAGACACCUGGUGGGAGAACAUCAACAGCCAAGGGAGAUAAUGCUGACACAACACUAGAAGUGACAGCUCAUCCUGAAGUCAUGGAAACUAAAAGUCCGUCCAGAGGCAGUGAUAGGAAGGGUGAGCAGUCAGACGGGGAGACCGUUGACCCUGGGGAUAAUGCAGAACGACCCAUGAGCAUGUCAAAGGAAGGAGAGCCAGAACUCACCAAACUUCUUCAGCAAACUGACGAUGCUAAGGUACAGGAGUUGAAGCGGUCAUCCACCACCUUAUCUGCGGCACCCACCCUAGAGACCCCUGUAAAGGACACUGGUCCGAGAUCACAGUCUGCUCAGACCCAGACCUCCCAUACGACUACCCAGUUAGGAACUUUACCCCAUGUUGAUGCACCCGGGGCAGACGUCAUGUCUCACAAAUCUUCCCAAAAUGUCGCCUUUUCUGACAGCCCUGGGUAUAAGGAGACGGUUGAUGUAUUCACCCAGUGGAAUGAGCGCGAUGCUCUGGGUGGCAUCUCACCAGAAAGCUUGGAGCCGACUUCAAAUGAAAAUCUCAAUUUAUCCACUGCUUCAAAUGAUGAAAUUCGUGAAAUGAUGUCAAAAAGUCGGGCAUCGCUGCGCAGCGAAUACAAAGCAAGACUCACGGAGACAAAGUUAGCAGUGGAGGAUCGCAGAUCUAAGUCCCCAGCCGUCUCCAUCCCGUCCCUUCACUCAUUGGAUGAGGAUCAGCUAAUCGAAGAUGACGAAGACCUGGACACAUUGUUGCCAGAUAAUCGCAAAGACAGCACAGGGUCAUACACAGCCGACAAGGGUACCUCCCCACCCUCAGCCAGGAGAAAUAAACAAUCUGCCUCACCCUCAGUGCGCACACCUCUCACACCCCGCACACCUUAUACCCCUCGCACCCUGCAAACCCCUCAGAUUCCCCAUAGCCCGACUCGGGGAUCUGCUCGGGGGUCUGCUCGGGGGUCUGCUCGGGGGUCUGUUCAGGGAUCUUCCUGGUCACAGCAGAGGAAGCCCUCAGUGGAGAAGGACGUUAACCCCAUCGUGCAGGAAUACCUGGAGAGCUACGGCGGAGUGGUCAGUUUUAAGGAGGACCUCAGCAAGCUGCUGAUGGACAAAGACAUGAUGACAGCCAGCCAGAUGCUGACAGAGCUAGAGAGUGUGGCUUUCCAGCCAGAAGAAGAGGUAGAACCUCAGCUGAGGAAGAUGACCAAAAACCUUCAUUACAUUCUGGAUGAAUUGAUGACACUAUUUGGCACGAUACUUGUUAGUGACAGGGAACCUGUUGUCUCCUCUUUGGUGAAUUAUUCGCGUGAGCCGACUAGGACAAACGUGGUGACACGAGAGCAGACAGAUGAUUCGGGUCACGGAUUCACCCCUGUGAAUGGCCGAAAUCGAUCCGCCGGCUCGCGACAAAGUGACAAGUGCAUGGGCUGUCAGAACGAGACUGUGACAGAGUUGAGGGAGGCGUGCACACUGCUUCAGUGUCAGUUGGAUGUUGAGGCCAGAAAACAUCAAGAACAAAUAAGAAAAAACACACAGAUGAUGAUGGAGAUGCAGAAAACCAUAGAAGAGCUCCAGAAGGAGUUAGCUGCCCUUACUAAGACUGCAGAGGGUAUGAAGGAGCCUCCGCCAAUACCAACCAUCAUGUUCACCAGGAUGGACUCUGAAAGGAAUGCUAAAAUCAUGAAGAAGGCUCUGAAUGAGGAUAGGCUCAACACUGACCAGUACAAGGAGGCUGUCCGUCAGAUGGACCAGUAUGUGAGUCUGCCUGCUCAGAGAUUGGCUCAGCUGGUGCGCAAGUAUGUCCACCACAGAUGCAUGAAGAAGAUUGAAGAUAAUGUCCGUCACAGUAAAAACCUCAAUGAAAAUGUGUUCGAAAUCCUGGACAAAAUGGAGGAUCUGCAGAACAAGAGAGCUAAAGAAUGGACUGACAACAUGGAUGCUCUGGGUGUAGAGAGAUGCCGUCUGGCCAGUCUGCUCAUGGAGACGCUUGAUAAUAUAGAACAAGAGUCAGGAAUUUUCCUGAUAAAACCCAUCUACUCCUUGAAAGGGAGAGGUAAGUCUGUCACUGCCACAGUGUUGAUUUUGAAAGACGCCGUCUGGCCAGUCAUGGAGACGCUUGAUAAUAUAGAACAAGAGUCAGGAAUUUUCCUGAUAAAACCCAUCUACUCCUUGAAAGGGAGACGCCAUCUGGCCAGUCUGCGCAUGGAGACGCUUGAUAAUAUAGAACAAGAGUCAGGAAUUUUCCUGAUAAAACCCAUCUACUCCUUGAAAGGGAGGUAA